This is a messenger RNA of Nerophis lumbriciformis (worm pipefish), 1696 nucleotides long. NCBI's taxonomy places the organism in Eukaryota, Metazoa, Chordata, Actinopteri, Syngnathiformes, Syngnathidae. The record is from RefSeq and is a predicted model, not a curated record.
CAUUAAUCUGGCACAAGGUCCAGGACAAGAUGGCUACCGCUGCUGGCCGAUCAUACGGAGAAGGAGGCCGAGCAACUAAACGACAGAAAACAGAGGACGGAGGAAUGACAACGGAGAGUUACGAGGACCCUCACAAACCGUUGCCCUCCCCGGUGGUGCACAUCAGGGGCUUGGUUGACGGUGUUGUGGAGACUGACUUGGUGGAAACCUUGCAAGAGUUCGGGGCCAUCAGUUCUGUGGUAAUGAUGCCCAAUAAGCGCCAAGCCUUGGUGGAGUUUGAAGACUUGAAUGGAUCCGGCAAUGCUGUUACAUUUGCAGCUGAGAACCAGGUUUACAUUGCAGGCCACCCUGCCUUCAUCAAUUAUUCCACAAGCCAAAAGAUCUCUCGCCCAGGAGACUCGGACGACACCCGGAGUGUGAACAAUGUGUUGCUGCUCACAAUCAUAAAUCCCAUCUAUCCCAUCACAACGGAUGUGUUAUACACCGUAUGCAACAACUGUGGUCCUGUACAGAGGAUCGUCAUCUUCAGAAAGAAUGGUGUUCAGGCCAUGGUCGAAUUUGACUCCAUCCAAAGCGCCCAGAGGGCUAAAGCCUCGCUGAAUGGGGCAGACAUCUACUCCGGUUGCUGCACGCUGAAGAUAGAAUAUGCCAAGCCAUCUCGCCUAAAUGUCUUCAAGAAUGACCAGGGCACAUGGGACUACACAAACCCCGGUCUGAGUGGCCAAGAUGCUGAUGGCGAAGGCAAUUGGAACAAUUCACAAGAUCCAAAUGCCAAUUCCAACAAACGCCAGAGGCAGCCUGCUCUUCUUGGAGACCACCCACCUGAUUUUGCUGGCCCUCAAGGGGGUUAUCAUGGCUACAAUGAUGACACCUAUGGUCCCCCCCACCGCAUGGGGCCAGGCAUGGGUGGACGUGGUCGCGGCAAUCAGCGCUACGGUCCUGGAUACGGGCCACCAGCCCCUGAGUAUGGUCCUCACGCGGACUCUCCCGUUCUCAUGGUGUAUGGCCUUGAGCCCUCAAAGAUCAAUGCUGACAAGGUUUUCAACAUCUUCUGCCUUUAUGGAAAUGUGGAGAGGAUUAAGUUCAUGAAGAGCAAGCCUGGGGCUGCAAUGGUUGAAAUGGGUGACUGUUACUCUGUGGACCGAGCCAUCACACAUCUUAACAACAACUUCCUCUUUGGGCAAAAACUCAACGUCUGUGUGUCAAAGCAGCAGGCUAUUGUUCCAGGACAGAGCUACCAGUUAGACGACAACACCAGUAGCUUCAAAGACUUCCACGGUUCCCGCAACAACCGCUUCACGUCUCCAGAACAGGCAGCCAAGAACCGUAUCCAGCACCCAAGCAAUGUCUUGCAUUUCUUCAAUGCUCAGCCUGACAUUUCUGAGGAGGUUUUCAAACAGGUCUGUGAAGACUUGGGAAUCAAGAGCCCUACAAGUGUGAAACUCUUCACUGGAAAGAGUGAGCGCAGUUCUUCAGGCUUGAUGGAGUGGGAAUCCAUUAAUGACGCCAUGGAAGCUCUGGCAUUGUUGAACCAUCACCAGAUGAAAAACCCCAGUGGGCCUUACCCCUACACUCUAAAGCUGUGUUUCUCAACCACACACCAUGCCAACUAAGUACACUCCGUUCAAACAAUUAACAAUAUAAUGGUAUUCUGUUCUUAUGUCCCAUUAAAAUAUUCACUCACUAUUGACACUAA